GAAGCCAGUGAACAAUCCUGUCUGUCUUUUCCCAAAAUAAGCCAGUGGGAGAGAUCGCCAAGUAAGUCAAGGAGAUUGGAGCAGCUUGCUCAGCCCCUGGUUAUAAGUGGUGUGAGUGAAGCCCGACCUGCUCGGACCCUGAGCUCAGAGCAGCCUUGCUGCCUCUCUCAAUGUUCUGCUCCUUAUCCCUCUUUGUCCUGCUGCCUCACUCUCCUCACUUUUCCACUGUUAGAGUGAAAAGGCACACAUCGGGAAGGUGCUGUUCUGCUCCAAUUUCUUUUUUGGCUCUUUCUGAUUUGCCAGAAAGCACAUGGAUGGACUUCAAUUUUUUCUGGAGAUAGAAAAAUAAAUUUUAAAAUUUACAAACUUUUUAACUGAAAUAUUUAGAGUUUUGUAUCUAAGAGCAGCACUGUAAGGAACCUUUGAAAGUUUUUGCAUUUUGGUUGCAUGCCUCUUGAGUUUUUUAAUGGCAUCACACCCCUUGGGAGACCGGCGUGGCUGAAGGAGGGACAGACCUGAAGCUUUGCCCCUGCUCCCAUCACUCAGAGGAAAAGUUGUGCGUGACUUUUGAAAGGUGGCCUGGUCGGUGAAAAUGCUGUUUAUCCAUCUAUGUGUGCUUCUGAUGCUUUGGAGAUGUGCUCAUGCAGGGGGCUAUCCACCUAUGCCCCACAUGAAGUACAUGCAGCCCAUGAUGAAAGGACCAAUCGGACCUCCGUUUCGAGAGGGAAAAGGACAUUAUGUUGACAUGCCACCCAUGAUAGAAGUCAAGGGCGAGCCGGGCCCUCAAGGAAAACCAGGACCCAGAGGUCCACCUGGACCUCCAGGACUGACAGGAAAGCCUGGACUUGGGAAACCUGGAGUCAAUGGACCUCCAGGCCCUCCAGGACCUCCUGGGUUUCCAGGAAUUGGAAAACCUGGACUCCCUGGUCUACCUGGAAAACUUGGGCCAAAGGGUUUAUCUGGGGAUAAAGGUGAAGUUGGUCCCCGUGGUGAACCAGGUCCUCGAGGUCAACCAGGACAACCUGGUCUGCCUGGUCCUGCCGGCCUUUCACUGAAUGGUAAACCAGGACUUCCAGGUACCAGGGGCCCUCCUGGAGCAAGAGGAGAACCAGGACUUAAAGGCACUGCUGGCUUACCAGGUGACCGUGGACUUAAAGGUGAAGAUGGAAUUGGGAAGCCAGGGCCUCCAGGAAUAAGAGGACCACCAGGACUUAAAGGCAACAUGGGACCUCCUGGGCUCACAGGCAUCGGAAAACCUGGUCCUAAGGGCUUACCAGGACCACCAGGCGUUAAAGGUGAUCAAGGACUGCCUGGAGAUCAAGGAGAACCAGGAGAGGCCGGGGCUCCAGGUCCUCAAGGACUACCCGGGCCAGGGGGUUUGGGAAAACCUGGAAUAGAUGGUUUACCAGGGCUGCCAGGUCCUGUUGGCCCGAAAGGUGAGCCAGGUCUUAGAGGACUUCCUGGAAUCCCAGGGACUCCUGGCUUUGGAAAACCAGGUCUAGGUGGGCAGAAAGGAGACAAGGGGCAUAAUGGAUUGCCUGGUCUUCAAGGUGAUAAAGGUGAGCCGGGAAUGGUUGGACCAUCUGGAGAACCUGGUCUUGAUGGACAACCCGGACCACCAGGUCUACAAGGUCCAAUGGGACUUCCUGGAAAACAUGGCCUACCAGGGCAAAAGGGCGAACUGGGUCCUCAGGGUCCUCCUGGAUUACCUGGCCUUAGAGGUGAACAAGGAAACAGUGGACUUCCUGGAAAGCCUGGCAUUCCUGGGGAGAAAGGCCACCCUGGUUUCAGUGGCCCAAUAGGAAAACCUGGUCCUAAAGGUGAGCCAGGACAUACUGGUUUAACAGGAAAUCCAGGUCCAGCUGGUGUUCCAGGACCCAAAGGGGAAGCAGGAUUUAUGGGCACACCGGGACCUAGAGGCCAGUCAGGAAUACCUGGUCUUCAAGGGCCAAUGGGUCCUAUGGGGCCACAGGGUGCACCUGGACCCAAGGGUGAGCCUGGACUUCCAGGACCAGCAGGGAUUGGUAAAGUUGGUGAGAAGGGACCCGUUGGUCCGCAGGGUCCUCCAGGAAAACCAGGACCUGCAGGCCUUAAUGGUAACCCAGGGCCUCCAGGACCACCAGGGCCUCCAGGUCCUGCAGGAAAUGGACAAACUGUUGUCGCUGGUCCCACAGAUUCACAAUUAGAAGGAGAUGAAGUACCAGGAGAUAGGAAAGGACCUGUAUACACCCAGGUGCCACUCUCAGCCUCUGUUGCACCAGCCUUUACAGCCAUCCUAACUACACCAUUCCCUCCUUCUGGAAUGCCAAUCAAGUUUGAUAGAACUCUAUACAAUGGGCAAAAUGCCUACAGCACGUCUACUGGCAUGUUCACUGCACCUCUCUCUGGCAUCUACUACUUUGCUUACCACAUGCAUGUAAAGGGAACUAGUUUGUGGGUGGCCCUUUAUAAAAACAAUGUACCAGCUACCUACACCUAUGAUGAAUACAAGAAAGGCUACAUGGACCAGGCAUCUGGUAGUGCAGUCCUUGAGCUGAAGGAGGGUGAUCAAGUAUGGGUCCAAAUGCCCUCCGAUCAGGCUAAUGGGCUCUAUUCUACAGAAUACAUACACUCAUCCUUCUCAGGGUUCUUACUUUGUCCCACAUAACCCAGUCUUACAUUUUCAGUACUUGUAUGUAUGUCACCUCACAACAACUUACAGAUUACUAUUAUACACAUUACAUAAAACAGCAGCAAUGACAUUUAAAAUAAAUCAUAAUAAAAGCAAUUUGAGUCCAUAUUUAUGCGGUAUUUACGAGUGUUUGGUUAAUAGCCCAUCUACUGACAAAGAGGUGCUAAGAAUCUGAAGUGCUGUGCCCUGAGAAUAGAGUAGGGGGCUGGAGUUAAGUGCAAAUAAGUAGAAAACAGAGUUCCAUUCUGAAUUUCGGCAUUAGUCUCUUUAAGUGUGUGUUUUAUUGUGUUUUUUUUAGAUUCUUGUGAUAUUUUUAAUAAUUAUAUUGUCAGAUUUUUGUUGCUUGACAUUGAAUGAUGUGAUGUUGCCAUUGAUGUUUGUGUUUUCCGACUGUCAAAUGUCUAACUUUGUAAUGUGCUAGUAACAGGCAUUCCCAUGUGACUGCACAUCUUGCCCACAUCCUCUGACACCAAAAGAACAACACGAGUUGGACUAAAGGGCAUGGUUGGUGUUUUUGGCUGCAGACAGUCCUUUUGUGUUCUUAUAUAAGAAGCUGAUACAAUUUUUUGAAUAGAAAGAUCCAUACAGUUUAUGUUUAAAUUUACUGUAGUUUGCACUACAUACAAGUUUAGUUGAGAAAUCUCCAAAGAAUGCAUAUUAACGCAAAAUAAUAUUUAAUACAUAAUAACAAUUAUUAAGAGGGCACUAAAUGGUUAAAUUUAUGAACGUGCAAUUUGGAUAUCUUCAUGUCCAUGUGUAUCGCUGCAUACAUAUUUAUGGUGUCCUCAACAGGAUCAUUGUUUUACCUAUGAUGGGACAUCUGUGUAAACAUGAACUAUAGUUAGAACCUGGGUUUACUCUUAAUAGGUAAAGGGAUUAGGUAAGGCUUCCAGGUAGCUACUUCUUAUUUGUAGUGUUGUACUGUAACAGGGAUAUUAGACUAUUUGUUAAUUUCCAUUACAGAAACCCGUAAACAUUUAUUCCACUACCCCAGUAGGCAAAUAAAUAUGAAAUAGUGUGUCUGUAGUUGACAUUUCCAUGAUGACCAUUACAUUACAACCAAUUCCUCAACACUGUAUUAAUGGAACAUAAUUAUAAAAAGGCCCUUUCACUCAGAAUGAAUGUAUUCAGUCCAAUCUGAACCACACGUCUGUGCCGCUUACUAUGCCUUCUGUAAAUAAGAAAAAGCUUUGUAAAAUCAAAACAGUAUUCACAUUUAUUUGACAUUUUAUAUGACCAUUUCUCCUAAUGAGCACAGAGAAGACUGUUGAAACAGGAAAAUAGGUUUGUGCUGUAUGUUGCCUUUUUCGACAACUUACAUUUUGAACAUAAGAUAGUGAUGUAGGCUAUUUUAAAUUGUAGAUGUGCUCCUAUUUUAUGUUUUCAUAGACAAUGUCACUUGUUUGCAGAAUUUGCCUAAUGUGGAAAUUUUUUGACAAGUGUCAGUUUUUAUUUUAUUUUUUUUUUCAAAAUUUAAAAUAAAAAUAUAAAAUCAAUCAGAAAAAGCUUACUUUGGUUUAAGGGAUAUUUGUUUGAUUGAAAUAAAUACAAACAGUUAUUCCAAUUUGCACAUGAAACUGAUGAAGAUGUAUUUAUACAAAAUUAUAAUUUAACAGGGAUGUCAUGACCACCGAAGCUUGGAACAUAGAAAUAUUUAAUACAGCAAUGAUACAUAAAAAAACAUUACAACUUGUACUUAGCACUAAAGCAUUGUUCGUGAAGGAUUAUUUGUGAAGUUUUGUUUGUGUAAUGUAGGCUACCAUUUAUCAGCAUACGAUGUGUUAUUGCCUAUUGCACUCUAAGCAAUAGUUUUAAAAUGCACUCUUUGAUUACAGACAUUUGUCUGCAUUUACAAAAUCUGCAGUACUUGAUUGUAUUAGUAUCAUAUCAAUAAAUUACAU
This is a messenger RNA of Boleophthalmus pectinirostris (great blue-spotted mudskipper), 4572 nucleotides long. It is a transcript of the gene col8a2, whose product is annotated as collagen, type VIII, alpha 2. The transcript has 3 exons. NCBI's taxonomy places the organism in Eukaryota, Metazoa, Chordata, Actinopteri, Gobiiformes, Gobiidae. The record is from RefSeq and is a predicted model, not a curated record. Gene Ontology annotation, molecular function: protein binding. The coding region runs from base 593 to 2647 and encodes 684 amino acids.